This is a messenger RNA of Bipolaris maydis ATCC 48331, 705 nucleotides long. NCBI's taxonomy places the organism in Eukaryota, Fungi, Ascomycota, Dothideomycetes, Pleosporales, Pleosporaceae. The record is from RefSeq and is a predicted model, not a curated record.
AAAUGACAGACUCUGGUAUUUCCAUAGCUACUAAAAUCCAAUAUAUGUGUAUAUGUAUAUGUACAUACACAACUUAACUACCACUCAUAUCGCAUUCUAAACCAUGUUCCCUCCUCUUCUUUCAUCGCCACAUACGGACAUUCCCAUAUCAACUCAUCCAUCCCCCUCCCUUUUAAAGAGGGGUCUCACACAACCCCCAAGGAUUCAGAACAAUCCAAGGUGCCCAUCUAAACAACAACAACAACAACAACAACAGCAAGAAGAAGAAGCAGAAGAAGCAGAAAAUCCAAAAAGUGGAUGUAUUUACACAAAAGGAAAAUAGUCCCAGAGUGGUAGGACGGAGAUUGUCCCCAUCAUCAACAAACAAGCGCAACGAAUGGCCAAAUAAAAUGUAUAAAAAAAAACGGGAAAAAGGUAUACGAGCGCGCGCAAACAAAGACAGACGGUAAGAUGAAGAAAAAUGGAGGGGCAGAAAAAAAGACAAACCGGCAGGGCAAUGAACAAAAAAAGCUUCUCAAAACAGAAAUGGUAAGACAGGGGAGGUGAUGAGGGGGGGAAAGAGGGAAACAAGAAAUAAAAUCAAAAAAUAAAAAGUUUGGUGUAAAAUAAAAGGACUGGCAAGGUUUCCCUUUCCCCCCCGCAACGCUAUGCAAUUCAUUCAUUUCCCUUUGUAUCGCUUUAAUUUCUCUUUCUGCUUCUUGUUCC